Messenger RNA from Colletotrichum orchidophilum, 1425 nucleotides. RefSeq names its product SH3 domain-containing protein. The transcript is spliced from 3 exons. The record is from RefSeq and is a predicted model, not a curated record. Bases 1 to 1425 code for a protein of 474 amino acids. Gene Ontology annotation, cellular component: actin cortical patch; medial cortex; Rvs161p-Rvs167p complex. NCBI's taxonomy places the organism in Eukaryota, Fungi, Ascomycota, Sordariomycetes, Glomerellales, Glomerellaceae. Gene Ontology annotation, molecular function: lipid binding; protein binding. Gene Ontology annotation, biological process: actin cortical patch localization; endocytosis; plasma membrane tubulation.
AUGCAGUCUAUGCAGAGACAAUUCGGCAAGCUCAUGAAUAAGGGCCCUGGUGAUAAUGCCAAAAUUGCUGCCGUCUUACACGACUACGAAGAUGCAGACAAACUGUUGGUCAAGAUUAUCGAGAAUACCAAGACUCUCCGUGAGGCAUGGGUCACCAUGGCAACUAGCCAGUGGUCUAUGGUGAAGGAGUACGAGGGCUUGUACGAUCCAAUUGUUGGUGCUUCAGAGGGACAUGGCCGCCCAGGCGUUACAACUCCCCAGCUGCAGCUUGAUCGCACCUUCAAGCUUAGCGGCGCCUACUCCGACCUCAAGGACGAGCUGACCGAAGAAGUGACGGCCAUUGACAAGCGGGUCAUUCGCCCUGCCACCGAGGCCCAUGAAUAUAUCCAACCCCUUCGCAAGACUAUCAAGCAGCGCGAGAACAAAAGAUUGGACUUUGAAAAGGCCCAAGAAAAGGUCAAGAAACUCCAGAAGAAGACCGGCAAGACCCCCAAGGAAGAUGCUGCGCUGUCAAAGGCCGAGUUCGAAAUGACUUGCGCAUCUGAGGAGUUCCAAGUUGCCGACGGUCACAUCAGGGAAGCUCUGCCUCCGAUCAUCGAGGCUAUCUUCACAUUGAUUCCUCAUAUUCUAGCCUCUCAUGUGACUAUCCAGAACAGACUUCUCGGGCUGUAUUAUACCGUACUUCACAACUAUUGUGAAGACCACGACUUCCCUUCUCCUCCACCUCCUAUGGAAAACGUAAUAUCAACUUGGGCAGCAUCGUUUGUACCGAUUCAAAAAGAGGUUGAGGCUAUUAGCUGCAUAGCGCAUGGCAAGAAUUGGAGGCAACCUGUCAGGGUAGGUGACGACGGGCAGGGUCGAAAAUCAUCGGUACCAUCAGCGUCGUCACGCAAUGGCUUCACGCGGACCCCUUCUGGCAUGAACGAAGGCACAGCAACGACCCCCCGGGCCAUGCGAAUACCCUCAACCAACGCGGCCAGCCGACCAUCUGUGGCUCGGGACCCUUCACCUCAUCCCAGCCCGCAAUCAAGUAGUACGAGCGUCUCGCGGUCUCAGCUCGGAUUACCGACCGACUUCACCACGGCCACAUCUCUUGGGCAGACCAAGGGUUCCCCCAACAUAUCGCCGUCCUACACACGAUCCCAAUCCGAAUAUUUUGGUCACCAAUCUGGGCUUGUCUCGGGGCAGGGGAAUCUGGCAGCAAAGAAGAAACCACCACCGCCGCCGCCAGCCAAGCGCUUCAAAGUGCCUGAAGAAUUUGUUAUCGCUCAGUAUGACUUUUCAGGGGGUGAUGGGGAUCUGAGCUUCAAUGAGGGAGAUAUGAUAAAAAUUGUAAAAAAGACGGAUACGGAUCAGGAUUGGUGGGUAGGAGAAUUAGGCGGCGUACAGGGCAGUUUUCCUGCUAACUAUUGCAAAGCAGCUUAA